This is a messenger RNA of Sporisorium graminicola, 2526 nucleotides long. RefSeq lists its product as uncharacterized. Gene Ontology annotation, molecular function: ribosome binding; GTP binding; GTPase activity. Gene Ontology annotation, biological process: translational elongation. The record is from RefSeq and is a predicted model, not a curated record. Bases 1 to 2526 code for a protein of 841 amino acids. Gene Ontology annotation, cellular component: cytosol; ribonucleoprotein complex. The transcript is spliced from 3 exons. Lineage: Eukaryota; Fungi; Basidiomycota; Ustilaginomycetes; Ustilaginales; Ustilaginaceae.
AUGGUUAACUUCACCGUCGACGAGAUCCGUGGCCUCAUGGACAAGCCCACCAACAUCCGUAACAUGUCCGUCAUUGCCCACGUCGACCACGGAAAGUCCACCCUUACCGACUCGCUCGUUUCCAAGGCCGGUAUUAUCGCCGGUGCCAAGGCCGGUGACACUCGUUUCAUGGACACCCGUGAUGACGAGAAGGAGCGUGGUAUCACCAUCAAGUCUACCGCCAUCUCCAUGUACUUCCCCAUGGACAAGGAGGCCCUCGACGCCAUCGCCCAGAAGAAGGACGGUAACGAGUUCUUGAUCAACCUCAUUGACUCGCCCGGUCACGUUGACUUCUCCUCCGAGGUUACCGCCGCUCUCCGUGUCACGGACGGUGCCCUUGUCGUUGUCGACUGUAUCGAGGGUGUCUGUGUCCAGACCGAGACCGUGCUUCGUCAGGCCCUGACCGAGCGUAUCAAGCCCGUCGUCUGCUUGAACAAGGUCGACCGUGCUCUUCUCGAGCUCCAGGUCGGCAAGGAGGACCUCUACCAGUCCUUCAUGCGUACCAUUGAGUCCGUUAACGUCGUCAUCGCCACCUACAACGACCCCGUCCUCGGUGAGAGCCAGGUCUACCCCGAGAAGGGUACCGUUGCCUUCGCCUCCGGUCUCCACGGCUGGGCCUUCACCCUCCGCCAGUUCGCCAACCGCUACGCCAAGAAGUUCGGUGUCGACAAGGACAAGAUGAUGGUCAAGCUCUGGGGCGACAACUUCUUCAACCCCAAGACCAAGAAGUGGACCACCAAGGACACUGACGCUGACGGCAAGCCCCUCGAGCGUGCCUUCAACAUGUUCGUCCUCGACCCCAUCUUCCGUGUCUUCGACGCCAUCAUGAACUUCAAGAAGGACGAGAUCCCCAAGAUCCUCGAGAAGCUCGACGUCAAGCUUACCCAGGACGAGCAAGACCUCGAGGGCAAGCAGCUCCUCAAGGUCGCCAUGCGCAAGUUCCUCCCCGCCGGUGACGCCCUCCUCGAGAUGAUUGUCAUCCACCUCCCCUCGCCCGUUACCGCCCAGCGCUACCGUGUUGAGACCCUCUACGAGGGUCCCCUCGACGACGAGUCCGCCAUCGGUAUCCGUGACUGUGACCCCAAGGGCCCCCUCAUGCUCUACGUCUCCAAGAUGGUCCCCACCUCGGACAAGGGUCGUUUCUACGCCUUCGGCCGUAUCUUCUCCGGUACCGUCAAGUCGGGCCCCAAGAUCCGCAUCCAGGGUCCCAACUACACCCCCGGUAAGAAGGAGGACCUUUUCGUCAAGUCGAUCCAGCGUACCGUGCUCAUGAUGGGUCGUUACGUCGAGCCCAUCGAGGAUUGCCCUGCCGGUAACAUUCUCGGUCUCGUCGGUGUCGACCAGUUCUUGCUCAAGUCCGGUACCCUCACCAGCUCCGAGACGGCCCACAACCUCAAGGUCAUGAAGUUCUCCGUCUCACCCGUCGUGCAGGUCGCCGUCGAGGUCAAGAACGCCAACGACUUGCCCAAGCUCGUCGAAGGUCUCAAGCGUCUCUCCAAGUCCGACCCCUGUGUCCAGGCUUGGAUCGCCGAGACUGGUGAGCACAUUGUCGCCGGUGCCGGUGAGCUCCACCUCGAGAUCGUCCUCAAGGAUCUCGAGGAGGACCACGCCCAGAUCCCCCUCAAGAUCUCGGACCCCGUCGUUGGUUACCGUGAGACCGUCCAGGCCGAGUCGUCCAUGGUCGCCCUCUCCAAGUCGCAGAACAAGCACAACCGUCUCUUUGUCAAGGCUAUGCCCAUUGAGGAGGAGCUCUCCAAGCUCAUCGAGGCCGGCAAGAUGACCCCCCGUGACGACUUCAAGGCCCGCGCCCGUAUCCUCGCCGACGAGUACGGCUGGGACGUCACCGACGCCCGUAAGAUUUGGUGCUUCGGUCCCGAGACCACCGGCCCCAACCUGCUGGUCGAUGUCACCAAGGGUGUCCAGUACCUCAACGAGAUCAAGGACUCGUGUGUCGCCGCCUUCCAGUGGGCCACCAAGGAGGGUGUCUGCGCCGAGGAGCCCAUGCGUGGUACCCGAUUCAACAUCCUCGAUGUUACCCUCCACACUGACGCCAUCCACCGUGGUGGUGGACAGCUGAUCCCCACGUGCCGUCGUGUCUGCUACGCCGCCGCUCUGCUCGCCCAGCCCGGUAUCCAGGAGCCCGUCUACCUCGUCGAGAUCCAGUGCCCCGACUCUGGUCUCGGUGGUAUCUACUCGUGCCUCAACAGGCGUCGUGGUCACGUCUUCUCCGAGGAGCCCCGUGUCGGUACCCCCAUGGUCACCGUCAAGGCCUACCUCCCCGUCAACGAGUCGUUCGGUUUCAACGCCGAUCUCCGCCAGGCCACCUCCGGCCAGGCUUUCCCCCAGUCCGUCUUCGACCACUGGCAGCUCCUCCCCGGCACUCCCCUCGAGCCCGGUAAGACCCUCGACAUCGUCACUGCUAUCCGCAAGCGCAAGGGUCUCAAACUCGAGGUCCCGGCAUUGGAUCACUACAACGACAAGCUCUAA